CUCAAAAUGACGUAAUCUUCUAUAAAUGUUUUGCUGUUAUUGCAAAAUAGUUGUUCUACUCCUUCCCUCCACUGUACCGGAAACGCCCAAAUCGCCAUUACCAUUUUCCUUCGAAAAAUCACCGGCAAUAUGUACCGUCUUUCGCCAUUAACGAAAUUCUUCAUUUUCCUCUCUGUAACUUUAAGUUUUUACGAAGUCGUGGUUUCCAAAGAAGGGUUUUGUUCUGCGCCGACAUCUGUUUCCGAUGGAGAAAAUUCGGCCGCUUUGUACUGGAAAGUCACUAAUCCUACUCUAGCACCUGUUCAUCUUGAAGAUUUGCCUGGGUUUACUCGAAGUGUAUACAAAAGAGACCAUGCACUGAUUACCCCUGAAAGUCAUGUGCUGAGCCCUUUACCAGAAUGGAAGAAUGCAUUGGGAGCAUAUUUGAUUACUCCAGCAAUGGGCUCACAUUUCGUCAUGUACAUUGCAAAGAUGCAAGAUAACUCAAGAUCUGCUCUCCCUCCUGCUAAUGUUGAAAGGUUUGUAUUUGUUGUUGAUGGAGCUAUUUCUUUGACAAAUGGAUCAGACAUCAUGCACAACUUAAUGGUGGAUUCAUAUGCUUAUAUGCCUCCAAACUUUCAACAUUCGAUUGAGAGUGCCGUUUCUGCUACACUUGUUGUUUUUGAACAAAGGUAUUCUUAUCUGGGUGAUCAUGUUCCCCAGCUGAAAAUUGGCUCAACAGAUAGGCAAGAGCUUCUAGAAACUCCUGGCGAGAUUUUCCAGCUAAGGAAGCUUCUUCCAACAACAAUGGCCUACGAUUUCAAUAUCCAUAUCAUGGAUUUUCAGCCUGGUGAAUUUCUUAAUGUGAAGGAGGUUCAUUACAACCAACAUGGAUUAUUACUUCUCGAGGGUCAAGGAAUUUACAGACUUGGUGAUAAUUGGUAUCCUGUUCAAGCAGGCGAUGCUAUAUGGAUGGCACCAUUUGUACCUCAAUGGUAUGCUGCCCUUGGGAAAUCCAGGACUCGUUAUUUGUUGUAUAAAGAUGUAAACAGGAAUCCUGUUUACUGAUGUACGAGAGAUAUGCGAGGAGAAGGCACGGUGAUGUAUUUUUUUUCCUUGAUGUGAAAACUCGUUGAGCUCAUGGUCAAGUCUCUGUACUCAAAAACUCCUUGAUAUUGCUCUGUGAAAGACAAUUUUCCCAACUAAUUUUAGAAUCAGAUGCUACUAAUGAUCAUAGUUUUUCUAUGAAUGGAAUGCACUGGGUAUAAUAAUGAUGAUAUGCUACUGGUGAUCAUCUGUGCUUCAUCCCCCUUAGGGCAUGAUGAAUUUUUCAUAGCGCCCUUGUUAUGUUGGUAAUGCACUAAUGCUCGGGAGUCCACUGUUGUCUAUACAUAAUAAGCUGUUUCGCCAAAUAAAUAAAUGCGGCUUUAAAGCUCAAUGGGGACGGUCAGAGAAGGGCUUCCUUCAGCUUAUUCAGUUGAUGAUCUGAAGAUGGAAGAUUUCAGGGAAGAUGUUUUCUUGUCUAGUUUUAGUGUUGGCCUGUUUAUGAAGUUGUAUAUUGAGUGUUAGAUUUCGUUACUUAUGUUGGUAAUCCAGGAUGAUAAUGUUAUCAUGAUC
Molecule: messenger RNA, 1596 nt
Organism: Amaranthus tricolor (Joseph's coat)
Lineage: Eukaryota; Viridiplantae; Streptophyta; Magnoliopsida; Caryophyllales; Amaranthaceae
Product: (S)-ureidoglycine aminohydrolase
Exons: 13
Coding region: 130-1047 (305 amino acids)
Molecular function (GO): ureidoglycine aminohydrolase activity
Source: RefSeq, a predicted model, not a curated record